Oryzias latipes (Japanese medaka) is the source of this 3170-nucleotide messenger RNA. It is a transcript of the gene ngfb, whose product is annotated as nerve growth factor b (beta polypeptide). Lineage: Eukaryota; Metazoa; Chordata; Actinopteri; Beloniformes; Adrianichthyidae. The record is from RefSeq and is a predicted model, not a curated record. Gene Ontology annotation, biological process: neuron projection morphogenesis; positive regulation of peptidyl-serine phosphorylation; cell surface receptor protein tyrosine kinase signaling pathway. Gene Ontology annotation, cellular component: dendrite; axon; synaptic vesicle. Gene Ontology annotation, molecular function: nerve growth factor receptor binding; growth factor activity.
ACAAGUGCAAGACUCAGAGAGGACUCUUUGGAAGAAAUGCUUCUUCUCCCAUCAGGUAUCUUCUGGACAUAAAGUGGAAUAUAUAUCUGGAAGGCUGCAGGAAGUAUUACUAACGUGGGAGAGGACAACGCUUUUUCAGCGGACUGAAAGGUGGAAGCAGAGGAGGGCAGAGGUGUACUACAUGGGGGCCCGCAGCCAGCACUGAUGGCAGGAGGCACUCAGAGCACACUGAGCUCUAAUUACAUCCUAUAGGAGCCUCAGAGGUGAUACGGUUCACGUGGAAACACUGAAAAGGUUGUGCGCCGAUGAGGUCGUCCAUGCUGGUCCUGUUGCUCUUCCUGAGUGUUCAGGCUGUGGCGGCCAUCACCCGGGGGUCAUCCAGAGCCACAGCGGUAAACCAAAGCCCCAACUCCAUCCCCAUUGUGGACCCAAAGCUCUUCACCAAGCGCAGAUACCACUCACCCAGAGUGCUCUUCAGCGCUCAUCCCCCUGAUGCAGAACCAUCUGAGCCACAAAGAGCCAACAGGAGGAACCGCAGGCAAGCAGAGGAGCCGCGGCAGGAGCACCGGGGAGAAUACUCAGUGUGUGACAGUGUUAGUGUCUGGGUGGGCAACAAGACUAAAGCCACGGACAUCUUAGGCAAUGAAGUCACUGUUCUCCCAGACGUGAACAUCAACAAUGUCAAAAAGAAGCAGUACUUCUUUGAGACGACGUGUAACACCCCUCUUUCGGGAAGGUCGAGCUGUUUAGGAAUCGAUGCGAGACACUGGAAUUCCUACUGCACCAACUCGCACACUUUUGUCCGGGCGCUCACUUCAUUCAAGAACCUGGUGGCGUGGAGGCUCAUACGCAUCAAUGUGGCGUGUGUGUGUGUGCUCAGCCGGAAGUCCUGGCGGCCCUGAAGACUUUUCCUGCACAGACAUAUGCAUAUAUUGUAAAUACACAGACACGUUAACAUGCAAACAGUUGUGUCUGCAUAAAUUAUCACCAAAGACCUCACUCUCUGCACAAAAUAAAUUAUUGCUAUAUGUUUAAGUAUAUUGACUGUAUGUGUAGAUGCAUCAGGCUUGGGUCAAAGAGUAUCUGGAGCUGCUGUGAGGAGAUUUGGUUUUUCAUCUGUUGCAAGUAUUACCGUAAUCUUCUGUAGGUGUAUAGGCAUCUUUUUUUCUAUGGUUUACAACAGAGUUUAAGAUUUCUCUUCUUAUUGCUUAGCUUAUGUUUAUGUCCAAAAAUGCUCUCAGAUGUCAAUGUCAACGAUUAUGGAGUUUUUUAUAUGGUAUGCUUAGGAGAAACUUUAACAUUUUUGCAUGUUUUGAACUAAAUGGAUCCAAAAGUUACGCAUUUUAUUUGCUUACAAGAGGACAUUAGAACCUCCAAAAAGAAGGAUAUCUUGUUUUCUAAAGUGUUUUUUUUGUAAGUUUUUGUGCUAACACUUACACACUUAGUCUGACCUGUUUGGAAACUGGUGGGGUUAUCAAGAUGGCUGCAGUUUACAACAAUAGCCACUAUGUUAGUGAAAAAGAUUUUGAGGCAUUAAGCUUUUUUAAACAUGGAAUCCAUUUUUUUUUUACUUUCUUGUCCAGUUACAUUUUUUUUAGAAGAAAAGCAUUCGUAUGUUUUGCCAUAAUGCUACAUACACACCGGGCAUGUGUUGCAUAUUCAAGAAUAAAUGCGAGCUUUUGAACACUGUUUUUAUCAUAUGGUGUUCACACUAGACUGUUUCUACCCAAUACUAGUACAUGUAUUAGUACUACACAGAAGAGCCCUGGUAUGAAAUGCCGAAGUGGCGCAAAUCUCGCGAAACUUGUUCCUGGCUUUUGCCUUCACAGCUCUAUUCUGAUGCAUGAAAGACUUGGUGGUUUUGUUUUCAAUUGGCAUUGAAUGGAUCCGUGUUUUGUAUGUAGAGCCUGAAAACUGACUGCCAGUCCAACUCCAACUAUAUAUUUUUCUGUUGUGAAAUUGUUUUCAGUGGUCUUUUAAUAAUGAUUACGCAGUUUUUAGGGAAAAAUCAAAACCCUGUGUCAUUUUUUAAUACAUUUUCUGCAGAGCAGAGGGAGCUCAUUAGAGAUUUGCCUUUGCCUGUUUUGUAACAAGAUACCAGCUCAGAUGGGGAAGAUAAAGGCGUUAAUGAAUCUAUUUGUCAGCAAGUGGAUGCAUCAGAUUUGUAGCGGAGAAGGGACACUUUGUCCCGCCCAUGUCAGUUGCUGUGUCACAAACAUAGACUGUAAAAACUGUAUUUUUACAGUCUAUGGUCACAAACACCAGCUUUUUUAAACCAUGGGUUUUCAGCUGCUCUCGGUUCAACACAGUUUGAAUAAAUAAAUACUCAGAUCGCAGUCUUAAUCUGAAAUUAUUUUAUAUACGUCCUCCAGCAUGAGAAAUGUGCUACAUGUUAAAAACACCCAAAAAACAAGUUUCAUUGGAGUGGGUCUUUAAAAACUUGCUUAGUGACACGAGUUUUGAACGUGGAAGCCCGAAACACGCAGACAUGUACUUUAAAAUAGACUUUUCAUUGAAAGUGGCCGCUUGAAUGCGCGUCACCGAGGCGUAGGCAGGUGUAAACGUAGCUUCAGUCUUCACAAAGCAGUUUAUUCCAUGUCUACAGACAGUUGCGACAGUUGCCACAGUUACAGUAUUGUUUUAGGCAACUCAUUGAAACUGUAUUCAUUUGUUGUUAUUGUUUUUAAUUUCAAAAACCAACAAAAUGCUGCAUGCUAACUUUCCCUGAACUCUAUGGAGACGUUUACGCUGCCUUUCCAGCAAAUUUUGGUUUUAAGCUUUUCAGAUAUUUUCUGGACUCAGAAAAGCGUUGGGACUCGCAAACACAGCUGCGUCGUAAACUCCAGCUUCCGUAAAUGGAACAAUUUAGUUUACAAGGGCAUGUGACUUGAUUCCAAACAGCACAAACUAAACCUAUGCGGUUACCAGCAGGAGGAGGUAAAGCUUGUGACAGAGCCGCAGCCUCCAGAAUUUAUAGGGCAACACAGUAAGCCACUUGUAAUAUUUUUCUUCCUCACAUAAAACUGUCCUGCAGAACACCACACUUGCUGGGGAAAACGAAUGUAAUCCAGAAACAAUGUGCAAAUACAAUUUGACCCAGGCCUGAUAUAAGCAAACCCUGUGUACAAAUGAUUUUGUUAAUGUUAUUUAUUAAAAUAAUACAAAAUGCA